AUGAUCGAGACCGAAAACCUGCGUACGGCGUCGCUGUACAUCAAUAACCAGCUCUUGUCCCGCGGAUUGCUCCGAGAUGGCCAGAGCAUUGACUUUGCGGACCCUAGCAGAGGCGGAGAUGUUGCUGCCACGAUGGGCAAGGUCAUGAGCGUGAAGCGCAUACAUGAUUCUGGCCUUCUGUUUGCGACUAGCGAUGCUGACGAUCACAUCAAUCGACAGCGCGACGCUGAGCACCGGGAAUCGCUCUCUACCACCUUGCGCACCGUUCGCGCCGAAUCUCUGAAGCAGACCAACGAUCUGCAACGGCUGCAAGAGAAGUACGCCGAGACACAGCGCAAACUGAACAUCAGCACAGCAGCUGAAGAGUCCCUGCGCGCUCAACUCCGUGCUGCCGAGGCAGGCGCUGCCCGACUCAAAGAUGAGGCUGCUAAGGCCAAGGCACUUUGUGCUCAGACACGCGCGGCCUGUGCCAACGAAGUACGGAAGAGGGACCGCCAGAUUGAGGGCCUGAAGAAGGCAGUCGCAGAUGCCGGCAGGGCGCGGGGCGAGCGCAGGAACCCGGGAAUAACCACAAUCACGGUGACAGGUGAUAUCGGCGGUGACGAGACCGCUGACAUGAGCCCGACGCCGACCAACUUGAGCCCGGAACAAGAGGAAGAGUACGAUAUGCUGAGGCAGGAGACGAACUCGUUCCUUGCCGAGCUGGCGCGAAACCUGAGCGAGGAGAACGAAACACUGGUUGCUUUGGUGAAGAAGACGACCCAGAGUUUGAAGGAGAUGAGCGGCUUCUCUGACCGAGACGGCGCCGCUGAAGGGGAUGGCCACGUAGUAUCGCUGAGGCCGAACCCCGAGGAGAUGGCAGCCGAGGUUGACGCACUAUUGGAGCAUCUGCGCACCAUCCUGACCAAUCCUUCGUUUGUGCCGAUUGAGGAGGUGGUUGUGCGCGACGAGGAGAUUCAUCGUCUCCGUGUUGGCUGGGAGCAGAUGGAGAGCCGGUGGCAGGAGGCGGUGCAUUUGAUCGACGGUUGGCGCCGUAGGAUGGCACUUAGUGGACGUCCGGUCAACAUGGAGGAGCUCAAGAUGGGCUUACGGCUCAGUCCUGUGCGCGUCAAGGACGUCGCAGAGACUUCACAGGGCCUUGGACCUCGUCUUGCCACUCUCCAGGAGGAUGAGGAGAUCAGCGAGAUGAUGCAGCAGUCUCCCAGCCCUUCAGAUUCGCUGCAUCUUGUGCCUGCACCCCCGCAUUACGAUGGCCUUGAGGAUAGCGACUCCGAGUCUAGCAUCUUUGAGGACGAUGUCGACAUGGGUGAGCUUGAAAGAGACGAGCCUAACGUGCAAGUCUUGGCACAGUCUACGAUGCUGCCGCCAUCACUCCCUUCGUCACCACUGCCUCCACCUCCCGAACUCAGCCCGCUGAAGGAUAACUACUCGUCGGGUAACAAGGGUGGCUUGAGUGCUGUUGCAAGGGGUGAGAAGCCGCGGAGGCGGCCGGGAGACUUCACCACGAUCGUCGAGGAGAAGACGGCCGAGGUCGCCGCCGCAAAUAUCCAGGAGAUGCCGCCACCGCCUCCUCCGCAUGCCGACAAGAAAAGGCCCGAGCGGCCUGCACCUGUCGAGCGGAAGAAGGCUGUCGAGCCGGCAGCACCCCCCAAGAUUGCCGCUCCGCCUCCUUGCCAGAUGCCUCUGGCUGAUGCUCGACGCCCGGCAUCAGCUGCCUCGAGCUCGUCUGUGGAUGAGCUCAGCCUGGCCAAAACAACAGAGCCUUCGCCAUCGACGCGGCCGGCUUCCAGACAGCCUGUCAAGAAGGUCGCUUCCACUGCGUCGCUGAAACAGCGACAACAGCAAGGUAGGCAUGCGUCGCCCAGGGACAAGGCAGAAGCUCCAGCUCCACCAAGGCAACAGGCGUCAACCCUCCGCCCGUCAUCACGGACAGCCACGGCAGCGACGAGCAACACGAGGACAACCACAAGGCCUACCCGCCCGACCACCACGACGCGCGGCCGGGACGAGACAGCUCGCAAGGAGCUACCGGUGCACUCGGCAAGACCCUCAGCUCCUCCUCCCAAGUCUGCCACCAAAGCUUCCCCUUCCAGUGCCGACGCGCCCAGGGACGAGGCGGCGGAACUGGCAUUUGCGCAGCCUCCAGCAGCCACGUCUUCCUCCUCAUCCAGCUCCGAAAUGCCACCGCCGCCGGUUCCCGCCGCAGAGUCCGGGUCGCGCUCGCGUUCCCGCUCCCCGGCCAAGGUCAACUCGCGUCUUCCGCGCGCCGCUAACGCCGCCGCGGCCGUACCGCAGAGCCCGGCCCUGACCACCGCCAACAUCGCCGCCAAACUCGCAGCCUCGGAGCGCGAUGCUGACGCAGCCCGUGUGCGGGCCAAGCUGCGGGCGGCGCGUCUCGGCCGACAGCACGUCGGCGCUGCUGAUGCGGCCACCUCAGCCGCUGCGUCUGAGGGGAAGAAGCCCGCGAGGAGCAGCGCGGAAGAUAUCGCUGGUGAUCCCGUCAAGAAGAGGAGCGGGCCUCGGGAGUCCGCUGGCACCACCAACGUUGAGGAGACUGAGGUGGCGCCGCCGGCGGAGGAGGAGGUCGCGACGACGGGUGGAGAAGAUCAAGGAGAGCCGGAGCUCAAGGUGGAGAAGCCGCGGAAGCGGGAGAGGAGGGUGAGCAAGGCGGCGUCGCGGCGGCGGAGCACGCUCAACCCCUGGGAGCUGGAGAGCUUGAUUACUGGUGGUGCCGGGGUGCCGGCUGGGUGA
Molecule: messenger RNA, 2751 nt
Organism: Thyridium curvatum
Lineage: Eukaryota; Fungi; Ascomycota; Sordariomycetes; Thyridiales; Thyridiaceae
Exons: 2
Coding region: 1-2751 (916 amino acids)
Source: RefSeq, a predicted model, not a curated record